Cadophora gregata is the source of this 2763-nucleotide messenger RNA. RefSeq names its product vacuolar protein sorting-associated protein 45 (gene VPS45). Lineage: Eukaryota; Fungi; Ascomycota; Leotiomycetes; Helotiales; Ploettnerulaceae. The record is from RefSeq and is a predicted model, not a curated record. Gene Ontology annotation, cellular component: Golgi membrane. Bases 481 to 2262 code for a protein of 593 amino acids. Gene Ontology annotation, biological process: intracellular protein transport; vesicle-mediated transport. The transcript is spliced from 3 exons.
GGGCUAGCUGACGCCCUUGCUCCCUAGCAAGGUACUAGGUAGACUCCGCUGUUGGGACUUGAGAUCAUCUGUUCUGUAACUUACCUGUUCGAAUUGUGACUGCCUUGAGGAAUUGUAUUGCUGCGCCGCAACAUUCACACUCCCAUGGUGCUACAUUGCGUCUUUAGGGCACACUACAAGGAGUUGGUUUCCAUCUUGUUCGACUGAAAGGAUUUGAUAGAUCGGCUCUCUAGAACAAUUGCGACCAGCCUCAUCCACCUCCGUCUUCUACCCCUCCAUACUCGAAUUUACAAGCCACCUGUUGGCGCAAGAGUGAGGCUAGGCAGUACAAAUACUGGAAAGGACUGUCUGCAGCUUCAAACCACACACGACGAGCCCGGUCGGGCCUUUCGAUCGAGAACCGCACCCAUCGAGCUCCUGACUUGGGUGGCAGGGUUUAAGACCUGGAAGAGAUGAGAAUACUGCUCGAACCUUGACACCAUGGACGUCGUACAAGCAGUAUCGGGGUACAUCUCCAAGAUGGUUUCUGCCGGAGAUAGCGCAUCAGGAACUCCAGCUGCCAAGAUGAAGAUCUUACUGUUGGACAGCGACACUGUAUCUAUAGUCUCGACAGCGAUCACCCAAUCUGCGCUGCUGAACCAUGAAGUUUAUCUGAUAGACCGGCUAGACAAUCAGAAUCGGGAGAAGAUGAGGCAUCUGCGGUGUUUGUGUUUCGUGCGACCUUCUGCAGAUUCGAUACAAUUCCUCAUAGACGAAUUUCGGGAACCCAAGUACGGCGAGUACAACAUAUAUUUCAGUAAUGUGGUCAAGAAGUCAUCGCUGGAGCGCCUGGCUGAGGCGGACGAUCAUGAAGUUGUGAGAGUGGUGCAGGAGCAUUUCGCAGAUUACAUCGUUGUCAAUCCAGACCUCUUCACUCUGGACCUGGCAUUUCCAAGGCAGCGGAUCUGGAGUUCGAAUCCAGAUAUGUGGAAUACAGAUGCUUUGCAGAGAACAACGGAAGGCUUGAUUGGAGUGCUUUUAUCACUGAAGAAGAAGCCUCUGAUACGGUAUGAGAAGAACAGCCUGCUAGCUAAGAAACUGGCUACGGAAAUUCGGUACCAUAUUACUCAAGAGGAUCAGUUAUUUGAUUUCAGGAAAGUCGAUACACCUCCGAUACUCCUCAUCUUGGAUCGGAGGGAUGACCCAAUCACGCCUCUCCUUACCCAAUGGACGUACCAGGCAAUGGUCCAUGAACUACUUGGUAUCCAGAAUGGGAGAGUGGAUCUGAGCGAUGUUCCAGAUGUUCGACCAGAGCUCAAGGAGGUUGUCCUGUCUCAAGAUCAAGACCCCUUUUUCAAGAAGAACAUGUAUCUCAACUUCGGAGACCUUGGUGGAAACAUUAAAGAUUACGUCGAGCAAUACCAGUCCAAAACCAAGAACAGUUCGAAUAUCGAAUCAAUAGCGGACAUGAAGCGCUUCAUUGAAGAGUAUCCAGAAUUUCGAAAGCUUUCCGGUAACGUGAGUAAGCAUGUAACGCUGGUUGGCGAGUUGAGCAGGAAAGUUGGAGCGGAAAAUCUGCUGGAAGUCAGUGAGGUUGAGCAAAGUCUAGCAUGUAAUGAUAACCAUGCUAGUGAUUUGAAGAAUGUCCAAAGGCUCAUUCAGUCACCAACGGUUACUGCUGAUUCUAAGCUUCGCCUAGUCGCGCUGUACUCUCUCAGAUACGAGAAGCAUCCUCAAAAUGCACUGCCAAUACUUGUGGACCUACUCGGUGCAGCUGGGAAUGUUCCACAGCGGCGAAUCGAUCUCAUCGCGAAGCUGCUCAUCUACCAUUCGUCCUUGCAACAGACUCAGUCUGCGGGAGGUAUCUCUGACAUGUUCGAAUCAGCUGGCAUUUUCUCAGGUGCUCGAGACCGCUUCAAAGGACUCAAAGGAGUAGAGAAUGUCUACACUCAACACGCGCCUCGCCUGGAACUAACACUUCAAAAUCUCAUCAAAGGCCGUCUCAGGGAGCAACAGUACCCAUUCGUGGAAGGAGGCGGAUCAACGAGGGACAAGCCUCAAGAUAUCAUCUUAUUCAUUGUUGGAGGCGUCACAUUCGAAGAAGCGAAGACGGUGUCUCAACUUAAUGCUUCGUCACCAGGUGUUCGCAUUGUCAUUGGCGGGACCACUGUACACAACAGCACGACUUUCUUGGAAGAAAUGGAGGAUGCGGUGUCAUCUUGGCCUGAGCCUCCACCUACGACUGCGGCUGGUAGGUUACGGAAGGAGACUGGGAGAAGGUGAUUUUGAGCGGGGGUGUCAUGAUGAGGUGUUUGGAGUUCAGUGAAAUGAAGUAUAUCAAUACAACAAUCUACUCGCUUAAUGCCGCAAAUCAACAGUUAUAUUGCUGCCCUAUGUCCCUGGCUGUUGAUGAGAUCGCUAUUGUCUGUCUGGAAGUGCGUGAUAUGGACUCAUAUUAGCUCGCCAAUAUAUCAUGAUGCCGCUGCGCGGCUGGGAAACUUCACAAUCUCUACUUCCACCAAUGUAAUGUGCCUAUUGGCAAAUGCUGAACCUUGGCUAGGCUCGAGUUAUUGGAAUGACAGGUGUCGCCAGCAGUUACUGUUGAAGCAUCCAGGCAACUAUUUCAUCAUCCAUAAGGAUCCAAUAGAUAUCCACCAUACUCCGUCCCUGUCUUUAUAUCAUUCACUGGCAGCUUCGGACAUCAUGUUCUACUAUAUUCAACUGGAUCGAAGUUCAAUCCCCCGGAAUAUAAUUGAAUUCCCUGCUGUUACAAGCUAAACUUUC